AUGGGCCAACUAAUUUCAAAUGGCGAUCCUCGAGUCUAUGAUGGAAUCAACAACAAACCCGCAAUCACAGAAAAUGCUCUCCAAGAAACCGCCGAGAUACGACAAAGCCACCAAUCCUUGACCAUUGACUUUGAAGGAAACGACCCCGGAAACCCAUUGAACUGGCCCGGAUCAAAGAAAUGGAGCAUAACACUUGUUGUCUCUCUUUCCGUGUUUUUAAUGCCACUGUCUUCGUCAAUUGUCGCGCCCGAGUUGAGCACCAUCAAAGACGAACUGUACAUGGGCAGCUCACUAGAAGCAGUCCUAGUCCUCUCAACCUUCGUCCUGACCUACUGUCUUGGCCCUUUGAUACUCGGCCCAUUGAGCGAGAUAUUUGGAAGAGCCGCAGUCUUGCACUCGGGGAAUUCUUUCUACCUGAUCUUUAACCUGGUAUGUGGGUUCGCUCGAAAUAAAGGUGAGUUACUCGCUUCUCGUCUACUCAGUGGCAUUGGAGGCGCCGGUGGACUGGUUGUGGGUGCGGGCAUCAUUAGCGACUGUUUUCCCAAAGAAGAGCGCGGCUGGGUUAUUGCCAUCUACAAUCUUGGGCCUGUCUUUGGACCUUCUCUGGGCGCUGUCGUUGGAGGGUUUAUCACCCAAUACACGACAUGGCGCUGGGCAUUCUGGGCAACGUCUAUCUUUGACGGGGCCUUGAUCGUGCUUGGUUUACUUGUUAUGGAGGAGACAUAUCCACCCGUCAUCCUUGCGAGGAGAAAAGCGAAGAUGUUGAAAACGGCUUCGACAAACUCUCCCCUACUGAAGACACCUUACGAGAAACCCGACCAGACUGUCGGCCAGUUAUACCGCAACUCUCUUCUCCGACCGCUGCAGCUCUUAAGAGUGCAGCCCAUCGUUCAAAUCCUAGCCAUCUUUUACGCCUAUCUAUAUGGGCUGAUGUACCUUGUACUCUCAACAUUCACAACUUUGUGGGAAGAGAAAUACCACCAGCCCGCCGGCCCAGCUAGUCUAAACUACCUCGCACUGGGAAUCGGAUAUUUCCUCGGCUCGCAGGUAUGCGGGUUCCUCGCGGAUCCAAUUUACCGAGCCCUGAAGAAGAAGCAUGACGACAAUGGCAAACCAGAAUUCAGAGUAGUUCUCAUGUUCCCCGCUUCGAUCCUUGCCCCAGUCGGUCUGCUGUGGUACGGAUGGGGAGCGCAGGCCGUCACACAUUGGAUUGUGCCUGAUCUUGGCAUCGGGCUGUUCGCCGGCGCUGCGAUGAUUCUGUUCCAAUGUACUAGUGCAUAUCUGUAUGAGGCUUUUACUUUGUAUGCGGCUAGUGCGACGGGUGCUGUUUACAUUCUUCGUGGACUGACGGGGUUUGGAUUUCCUCUAUUCGGUCCAAGGAUGUAUCAGUCGUUGGGUUAUGGAUGGGGGACUACGAUGCUUGCUCUUGUUGCUGUUGUUAUGGGCUGCCCAGUACCUAUUGUUCUUUGGAGAUAUGGUGAGCGACUUAGAGCUCGGAGUAGUUAUGCUACUGGAUAA
Messenger RNA from Penicillium hordei, 1518 nucleotides. Its product is annotated as MFS transporter. Gene Ontology annotation, biological process: transmembrane transport. The transcript is spliced from 2 exons. Lineage: Eukaryota; Fungi; Ascomycota; Eurotiomycetes; Eurotiales; Aspergillaceae. Gene Ontology annotation, molecular function: transmembrane transporter activity. Bases 1 to 1518 code for a protein of 505 amino acids. The record is from RefSeq and is a predicted model, not a curated record.